Molecule: messenger RNA, 2024 nt
Organism: Macadamia integrifolia
Lineage: Eukaryota; Viridiplantae; Streptophyta; Magnoliopsida; Proteales; Proteaceae
Product: zinc finger A20 and AN1 domain-containing stress-associated protein 6-like
Exons: 2
Coding region: 751-1269 (172 amino acids)
Molecular function (GO): DNA binding; zinc ion binding
Source: RefSeq, a predicted model, not a curated record
UCAUGCCUUUUUUCGAAAGAAAGAAAAGCUUCUUAUCUGGUGCUGUGGUGUAUUUCCUUCGCCAAUAAUUAGGCUCGCUCCGACCAACAGAAAAAUAAUUAGGCUUGGGGGCAGCUGUUGGGCAGGUCACGGCCUUCUGAUGCGAACAGAGCCGUGUGGUGGUUGCACGAAGAACAGCUUAAAAACCCUAGCCUGUAAUCGAGAGGAAAUCUCCCUCUGCCCUCUACGUUUUUUUACUGUACAGAGUCGAUCGAUCAUCAAUCUCUAUAGGUCUUGAAGACAAGGAACUGCAGUUUGGGGCAAUUGUUGCAGCUAAAUUCCUUAUCUUUGAAGACUCAUUUGAUUCUAUUUGUAGAAUCAUGGGUGAUGGACUGCCUAUAUUCAUUGUAGGACUUUGAAUCCCCUAUCACAAAGUUUAGUAUAUCGGGGGUUUAGUCUGAAAUUUCCCUCCAAAAAUGAUUUACAUUUUGGGACUCUGAAUUGAGCUUUUCAAGCCUGCAAAAUUCUGAGACUGGAUCACAUAGGGCCUGGCAGGAGAAGAGACUGUUGUGUAGGGGGAGGAAGAGGGAGAGAGAAAAGGUGCUUUGGUGGAACUGAUUUAUGCCAAAGGGUGGUUUGUAUUGAAAGAAAGGCUGAGCAGAGUUUCACGGCUUUAGAGCUUCACUUCUCUUCCACUUUGCAUACCAGUUUCUGAAGUUCUGUUUGUAGAGAAAAUUUUUUUGUGGGUAUUUCCCUCUAGUUUUUCUGACGAUGGCACAGGAAAGCUGGAAAAAGGAGACUGAUGAAACUGAAUGUCAGACACCAGAAGGCCCAAUCUUGUGCGCAAACAAUUGUGGCUUCUUUGGAAGUGCAGCCACCAACAACUUUUGUUCCAAGUGCUACGGAGAUCUUUUCAUGAAGCAGAAGCAGCAGCAACAAAUACUCAAGGCAACUCCAGUCAUUCCUGUUGCUCACGAGAUGCCUAUAAAAUUCACUUUGGUUCAACAAGAACCUGUUUUAGAAAAGGUGGAUAGCGUGGGAGAAGGCUGUGGACUGAAAGAAGGUUCCUUCUUGUGUCAGGAGGCUGCUUAUCUGCCUCCAAACCAUUGCAUGUCUUGCCGAAAACGUGUUGGUCUGACUGGGUUCAAGUGCCGAUGUGGUGGGAUAUUUUGUGCAUUUCACCGAUACUCUGAGAAGCAUGAGUGCUCGUUUGACUACAAGAGUGCUGGCCGGGAUGCCAUAGCUAAGGCAAACCCUGUUGUGAAGGCGGAGAAGAUUGAGAAAAUCUGACUGCUGGAUUUGAUCUGUGAUAAUGGUGAUUCAGAGAAAAGUAUGAGAAGGUAAAUGACCUUUCUCUGAUUUGUUUUCUCCAAUAUCAGAUACCUUAUGUAAGGGUAUAUCUGCAGAAAAUGGAAAGGAAUUAAAACAGGCAGGUGGAGAGUCGCAGAAAGGUUAUUUUUUCCCGUUUAUUUUGGGGGCAGAGGUGGGUUUCUGUGCCAGGGGAGAGCAGAUAGCAUAUUGCCAUGGUUGUGAACCUCGCUCAACUGAAUGGUUGUGUUUAGUUAAAAUAGCAGUUUCCAUGGGAUGAUAUGUUAUAAAUGAUCUCUGUUUAUGUGUAUUUGAAGGUUUGUGAUUGGGCAUGAUGCUUGGAAUGUGUUUGUUAUUCUAUCAAUUGUGUUUAUUGUUCAAAAGUUGGAAGGCCAGAAUUGGUCAUGCUUUGCGCUGAAGGAUCAGGAGGACAAAUUUGGGGGAAAUAGGGAAUGGCUUUGGAUCUUCUAAUAAGUCCACGUUUGAAAAUUUGUUCUUGUCCUUCCUCUGUUUUGCCCCUUGCCCUUGGCUUUCCUCUGUAUUUUAGGGUUAUGACUGCAAUUACAGAGUCUAACUCCAUUUUGUAUCCUGGAAGUUAUGAAUGGUUUAGCAGUUGGAAGAUGUAGAAACGUAAGUUGGCUAGUGAUUAAAAUCAUUGUUUUUUUGCUGUUUUGCAGGAUCAGGCACUACCAUGUAAUUCUAAAAUAUAAGAUAUGCACAGUUAUUGCUUUGCCUUA